Populus euphratica (Euphrates poplar) is the source of this 723-nucleotide messenger RNA. RefSeq names its product LOB domain-containing protein 2-like. Lineage: Eukaryota; Viridiplantae; Streptophyta; Magnoliopsida; Malpighiales; Salicaceae. The coding region runs from base 1 to 723 and encodes 240 amino acids. The record is from RefSeq and is a predicted model, not a curated record. The transcript is spliced from 2 exons.
AUGCAAAGAGAGAAUAACAGCAACAAUAAUAACAAUCGGACGCUGUUUCAUCCGGCAUGCGCAGCGUGCAAGCAUCAACGGAAGAGGUGCACGGAGGAUUGUGCAUUGGCACCGUAUUUUCCAGCAGAGAAAACCCAAGAAUUUCAAGCUGUUCAUAAAGUUUUUGGUGUUAGCAAUGUUGUUAAAUUAGUGAAAGAUGUUAGUGAAGAGAGGCGAAAAGAGACGGCGGAUUCAUUGGUUUGGGAGGCUCAAUGUAGGCAAAAUGAUCCGGUUUUAGGCUGUUAUGGGAAGUUCAAGAGAUUAAAGGAAGAACUUGACUUGUACAAAUCUCAACAUCCGUCGCUAAACCAAAACCAAAAUGGACAGCAGCAGGGGGGCGUUGUGUAUAACAAACAGUCUCCGGUGAUGGUUUACGGGAUAAAUGAUAGGGCGAACGGUAUUGGAGGAGGAGGCUUAGCUGCUAACAAUAACAUGGUAAGUUAUGGCCAUGAUAAUGAGAAUUUGAUUGCAGACUCAAUCCAGCAUAAUUUUCAUUGGGAUUAUGUGCAAAGUCUAGAUAAAUCAAAGCGAGGAAGAGAUGCUAGUUCUCUUCUUCUUCCAUCACCACAGCCGUUGCCACACCACUAUUCCAUCAAUGGAUUUAAUCAACAACAAUACUAUCUUCCAGGCGAAUUUGGCUCAAUGGAAAGCACACUCUUCAUGGGAGAAGGAGAUGGACCAUAG